ACUCACAGACAUUUUUCUUAUUAAUACGAUAAUUGUAAAUAUAUCCACAAACAGGCACAGUAUUAAUUAAUCAAAUAAUAAAAUUAGCUGCUGGGAUCAUGCCGUGUUGCACUGCACCUUAAGGUGCUGCAGUCUGUGAGCAUGUCGGCUGGCGCUUGGACGUGACACACAUAAACCCAGAGGACGGACAUGGCAGUCGGUAAGGUGACCUUCACCAAAGGGGAGAGAGAGAAGCUGGCUGAGGUCCUCUGCCUGCUCAACUGGAUCUCUGUGGUGACGGGCACCACCCUCUUUGGCCUGGGCUUAUUCCUCAAAGUAGAGAUUCAGAAAUGGCAAGAGGUGAUGUCAGAGCAGGGGGUGUUGUAUGUGCCACAUAUGCUGAUCGCCACAGGCCUGGCAGCCUGCUGCAUCAACUUCCUGGGCGGGAAGAUCUGCCUGGACUGCGCCGACACCAACAAAUUCCUGCGCUGGAAGUUGGUGAUGAUGCCGUACGUCAUCUGCACCUUCUUCUUCACCUCCUGCGUCCUGGCGGGGGCGCUCAUGUGCUACAGCAUUCGCAGCCAGCUGGAGGAGUCGCUGUUCCUGGGCCUGCGGAGCGCCAUGCGCUACUACAAAGACACAGACACACCUGGCCGCUGCUACCUGAAGAGGACUCUGGACCUGCUGCAAAUCCAGUUCCAGUGCUGUGGGAACACCGGGUACCGGGACUGGUUCCAGGUCCAGUGGAUCAGCAACCGAUACCUGGACAUGACCAGCAGCACUGUGGUGGACCGCCUGAGGAGUAACGUGGAGGGGAAGUACCUAAUGGACGGCGUUCCCUUCAGCUGCUGCAGCACCUUCUCCCCGCGACCCUGCAUCCAGCAGCAGGUCAGCAACAGCUCGGCCCACUUCAACUACGACCAGCAGAGCCAGCAGCUGAACCUGUGGAGGAGGGGCUGCCGCCAGGCGCUGCUGGACCACUACACCGGCAUCAUGCAGUCCAUCGGCCUCACUGUGCUCCUCAUCUGGCUGUUCGAGCUGCUGGUUCUGACGGGAGUCCGUUACCUUCAGACAGCCAUGGAGAACGUUCUACGGCUGGGCGACCCGGACUCAGAGUCGGACGGCUGGAUUCUGGAGAACAGCCUGGCAGAAACAGCCCGGUCCAACUUUAACAUCAUCAAGAAUCUAGGGAAAUGUUAUCAGGGUGACGACGAUCCAAACAUCAACAUCCCGACCGCCGCCGCUGAGCAGGAGGUGCCGUCACAGCAGGUCCAGAUCCCAGUGACCAGCUAACACCCAGCCUGAGGAGUCAUGGACCGCUGAAACCCUGAGAUGAGCUGGAACACCUCAGGUUCAAUACCUCCAAGGCCUCAAGUGAUGUUGAUGCAUCCUUAACUCUGCUGCUGGAUUAAUAUCCAGAUGUGAAGUCCAGCUGCUGCAGGUCUGAUGGACCAGCAAUGAUUUGCCUUCAGACGGAACUCCACCAUUUUUAAAAUGUCAGUGUACAGCACAAUUUUUGAAUUUGUUUAUUUAAACUUAUAAUAAGACGUGCCUGAGCACAACGUUUUAAUUCUCGAGAGUGCAUUACUCAGACAAAACAUGACAGGGGCACUUCUGGAUGUCAUGAACUUUCUUGUAUUUAAUUGUUCUUUUGGGGUUUAAUGGGUGCUAUAUAGUAAUUGGGUCUGUACCCAUGGGGGUACAGUACCAGUGGUACUUUUCCAUUUCUUAGAACAUUACUAGAAAAUGUUGACAUGCACCAUGAAGAGAAUACCA
Molecule: messenger RNA, 1755 nt
Organism: Thunnus maccoyii (southern bluefin tuna)
Lineage: Eukaryota; Metazoa; Chordata; Actinopteri; Scombriformes; Scombridae
Product: photoreceptor outer segment membrane glycoprotein 2-like
Exons: 3
Coding region: 190-1272 (360 amino acids)
Biological process (GO): visual perception
Cellular component (GO): membrane
Source: RefSeq, a predicted model, not a curated record